CACUACACUUGCUUCACCCACUGUUUUAUAGGCUAAUUGCUUCGUGCAAAGAAAGAAACAAUAACAAAUCUGUGACGAAUCACCCUGACUUGCCAGUUCUUAUCUCAUUCUCCAACUCCAGCUGUCCUCUAGCGUCAACUGACGGCGUAUCAGGCGUUGCGUUUGCUUGAGGCUAGGAGUGGUAUCAAUGUUGUGGGCAAAGUUCAUCGAGGAACGCGCAUUUCACCAGUCGCGUACACAACUAGCAGUUGUCGUCCGCAACAUUGUCAUGCUUGUGCAUUGCGUGUGUAACUAAUCCAGUGCUACUGAGAAUGACGACGCCGCUGAAGCCAUGGGAGUCGUCCAAUGGCUUGGGAAAUAAAGGACAAAUCAUCAGCAGCUCACAGCUACCAGCUGGCUUAAGUGGAUUGAGAACAACUACAGCUGCACCACCUUCAUUACCACCUAGACCACAAAGUUUAAACAUGGGGAGUUAUGGAGGAUAUAGUUCAGGAUAUUCACCUUAUUCAUCAAUGGGUAAUUCAUAUGGCAGUUAUGGAUCAUUAGGGUGGCCUGGAAGAAGUUUAUAUAGUGGUGGCUAUGGUAGUGGAUACAACAGUUAUGGAGGUUAUGGUGGAUAUGGUGGCUACAGUGGUUCCUAUGGAUCAUCCUAUGGAAUGUAUGGAAACAGUUAUAUGAAUGGAAUGGGUGUCAGAGAUGAUGCUGAGAGCAGAUUUAUUCAGUUUGCUGAAGAGAGCUCAAGAAACACUUUUGCAAAUGUGGAAUCAAUUGUGAGAGCAUUUAAUGGUAUUGCAAUGAUGUUAGACAACACAUUUUUUGCAAUGACGAGUUCGUUUCGUGCGGUGCUCGGUGUUGCGGAAAAUUUCGGACGACUUCGUUCGAUGUUUGGUCAUAUUUGGCAUGCAGUGAAUAUUUUCCGGUUGUUCUCGUGGUUGCAUAGGAAACUCUGCGGCAUGAUGGGCGUCAAAGUACCACCGACUACGAACAACUUGGCGUGGAAUGAAGCAGUUAGUGGGAUCACAGCAGAAGCGGCGGGAAGUUCUGGAUCCAGUUGGCCCACUUUGGCUUUCUUUGGGAUUCUCAUCUCUGCACCUUACUUCAUUAGUAAAUUGUUGCCAAAAUUUGAAGAUAAAUGCAACCCACAGAAAUGGGAAACAAACGGAAUUAAAGCAAAGGCCGUGUUUGAUUUUCCCGCAACAUCACCAAAUGAACUGACUCUGCACACCAACGACGAGAUUACUCUGGCACCCAAAAAUGUACAAGAAGAAAUGCGUCUAAGUAAUUCUGGCUGGGCAUAUGCGACCUGCAAUGGCCGUUCGGGCGUCGUACCUUUAAAUUAUAUUGUUAUCGUUAAGAAAGUUUCACCUUCACAACCUGUUACUUGUACCUCUAAAUCUAAUCCUACUGAUCCUGUUUUCAACAAACCUAUCUAUAAGCCACAAGUAUCCGCACCAGUCACGCCCGUAUCAGUUCUUUCUAAUUCCAAUACGAAUAGCACCAAUAAUACACCAAGAAAAGUGCAAAAACGUGUUAGUUUUGGCGAAACUCAAAUUUUUGAUACAGAGACCAAUCAAACUUUUAGUCAACCAAUUCCUGUUAAUUCUGCCAAAUGUGAGGACACUUCUAAUACAAAAUUAGAUAACGUAAUCACGUUGCCGGAACAUGAAACAGAAACUGUAAUUGAAGAAAGCAAACCUGAAACUGUGUGUAAAACCGAAACUGUUGAGACCACAGUUAAGACAAAGCCUCAAGUAAAUGAGUAAACAAUAAUAUCUCUGUUACAAUAACGAUGGAUAAGUUUAACUAACGUUUUAAUAGUAUUUUAUAUUUUACAUUAUACAUAUUGUACAUGUGGGCAUGGGGGCUGUGGGGGCAACAUUUUUUAAUAAUUGGAAUGCUUGUAAUUGAAACCAAAAAUUGUUUAAAUAAAUAUGUUGUUUUGUGUAAAUAA
This is a messenger RNA of Dalotia coriaria, 1951 nucleotides long. Its product is annotated as peroxisomal membrane protein PEX13-like. Gene Ontology annotation, biological process: protein import into peroxisome matrix, docking. The record is from RefSeq and is a predicted model, not a curated record. Gene Ontology annotation, cellular component: peroxisomal membrane; peroxisome; peroxisomal importomer complex. Lineage: Eukaryota; Metazoa; Arthropoda; Insecta; Coleoptera; Staphylinidae. Bases 312 to 1763 code for a protein of 483 amino acids. Gene Ontology annotation, molecular function: protein binding. The transcript is spliced from 4 exons.